Gongylonema pulchrum is the source of this 318-nucleotide messenger RNA. Lineage: Eukaryota; Metazoa; Nematoda; Chromadorea; Rhabditida; Gongylonematidae. The record is from the annotation of a GenBank genome assembly.
AUGCGCCUGUCCAGGCGUCAGCGAAACAACAACCAGAACGCAGCUGACGAAGAAUCUGUUAUAUCGGCUAUGAAGGACGAAAUGCUUGAUGAAGGCUCAAUAACUGAAAAUACUUUGCUCGCUAUUUCGCCUCUCCGUGCUCCAAAUGAUUUGCCUCUGUCAGCAAUUUUUACGAAGCCCACAGCGAAUGAACUGAAAAGGAAAUACGCAAUGGACAAAGAUAGUCUGCUGGAUCGAGUUAUAGAUCUUGGCGAAGUGGCUAUUGAUUCCGCCCCAUUUCAACUCGUCCUCGGCUCAUCGCUUUAUAAGGCAAGUUAG